Molecule: messenger RNA, 1730 nt
Organism: Ornithorhynchus anatinus (platypus)
Lineage: Eukaryota; Metazoa; Chordata; Mammalia; Monotremata; Ornithorhynchidae
Gene: ZCWPW2
Product: zinc finger CW-type and PWWP domain containing 2
Exons: 10
Coding region: 227-1273 (348 amino acids)
Cellular component (GO): nucleus
Molecular function (GO): zinc ion binding
Source: RefSeq, a predicted model, not a curated record
AGGAAAGGACUGGACGUCGUCGAGGUGGAGGCGAAGGAGGAAGGAGAAGUCGGGCGCUUCCCGUCACCCUUUGCCGAAGGACUGAACCAAAGUCAGCCGAUAAUGACAACGUGGAAAGGGGGAAGCACCAAGGAGACAUUUAAGGUGGUUCCUGGGAAGGAGACGCUUCACCUCCUGUCAGAAAAAGUGAAAUUUCAAGAAGACUGGAGAAAGCCCAAACACGGAUAUGAAUUCUUCAGUUAAAAGCCGCUUCUAUGAGGGCAAAGUGUGGGUUCAGUGUGAGAAUGAAAAUUGUUUAAAAUGGAGGCUGUUAUCAAGGGAAGACGCCGCACAAGUCGAUCAAAAUGAGCCAUGGUUCUGCUUCAUGAACACCGAUCCAAGCUAUAACACGUGUUCUGUUUCUGAAGAAAAUUUUCCUGAAGAAUCUCAAUUUUAUGAAAGCGGAUAUAAGUUCGUUUAUUCUCAGUUUCCUAUAGGAAGUCUAGUUUUGGUGAAAUUGUGCUUUUGGCCAAGUUGGCCUGGCAUACUUUGUCUUGAUUCCAUAAAGGGGAAAUAUGUGACCUAUGACCUGGAUGGAAAUGUAGACAGUUAUCAUGUAGAAUUCCUGGGGGAUCCCCAUUCAAGAAGUUGGAUAAAAGCAACAAAUAUUAGUCAUUAUUCUGCAUCGUUAAAGGCAGAAGAAUGCAAAUCUAAAAAGCAGUGGUAUGAAAGUGCCCUGCAAGAGGCAAACCUAUUAUAUGCAUUUUCUUGUGAGCAAAGAUUGGACAUGUGCUGUCAGACAAAACAAGAAACUUUAUUGGUGGAUGGCACUGGAGCAAAUCUUGAUGUUGCUGUGGUAGGCAAGAAAAGAGUUAAGGUUACCACAAAUUCUUGUGACCAAAAACCUUGCAUCUUGGGAACAAAUAAGAGGAAAAGAAUUUGUGAAAGCUAUUUUGAAAGUGCUUGUUCAGAUGGCUCCUUAUCAAAAGAAAACUUGGUUAUCUCAGAGUCUGAAGUUAUGCUAAAAGAUCUGGAACAAAUGCUCCAGCAAGUUGAAGAUCCCUUUAAGAACCUCGAUGAAGCAGGUGAACAUGGAGAUGAAAUCAAUGCAGGAACAAAGUUAGCUAAGUGCAGCACAAACAAUUUGGAAGAAAGUCGAUUAGAAAACCCCUGUGAAGAAGAUUGUCUUGCAACUGAUGAUAUGACAUUCAGAGCUGGAGAAUGUAUUGAGAAUAUAUCCAAAACAUUUAAAGAAAUAGACAGUUUAAUGUCUGAAUUUCAGGAUGAUGUCUAGAUUAUUAAGAGAGCCUGUUUAUUGUUACAUCUGAAUAUUUCUGUCCUUUUCAUGUGAAAUACUGAAAAAAAUUAAGUGCUCAAAGUACCAAGCUGUACGAAAGUUAAUGCUUCUAUUUAAUGAUUGAUCUCUGAUCACAAUUCUUACAAUUUCUAACAAAACGGUUUUAAAACUUAGCCUAUAAAAUGUAAAAAAACAAAUUUAGUUCUUAUAGCCUUCUUUGAGUUUGUAUUCAUGUAUUUCAGAUAGUUUUGAAACAUUACAUAAAAACUUAAAAGAUAUUUGCUUCAUUCAGAUUUAAAUGUUAUCUGUUAAAAUUGCUAUCCAAACUUUGUUUUUUGAGCUAAUACUUAGAUAUGUUAAAUAAUAUUUAAUAUUUCUAUUAUUUACAAAAAUCUUUAGAUUGGAAUUAAACGGUUGUUGAAUUUUCCUUUAAUAAAAAAAAACUGGUGAUGUA